This is a messenger RNA of Papaver somniferum (opium poppy), 690 nucleotides long. RefSeq names its product zinc finger CCCH domain-containing protein 15 homolog. NCBI's taxonomy places the organism in Eukaryota, Viridiplantae, Streptophyta, Magnoliopsida, Ranunculales, Papaveraceae. The record is from RefSeq and is a predicted model, not a curated record. Bases 116 to 373 code for a protein of 85 amino acids. The transcript has 3 exons.
CUGCUAUGAGUAAUCUUAGGUCAAAGAGUUCGAAACUCUCUGGCUGCCUCCGCCCAAUUUUCGAUAAAACGGACACCUACGAGACACGGUUCAAUUUUCUAAGGCAGGAGAAAAAAUGGGCGCUGAAGAAGAGAAACUGGAGGUGAAACUAGAGGAAGAAGAGCAAUCACGUCCCAAUAGAAACCCUAACCCUAAUUCCAUCUCUCAAGAUCAGUUCCUAUCCUGGAAGCGACACAAGGAAGUUGGUGAUUCUUCAAGAAAAGAAGAAGCUGCUAGAAAGCGAGCAGAAGAUGUUAUUGCAGGAACUGUACCAAUGAAUGGUCGGGAACUCUUUUUGCAUGAACCUUGGGUAUUUGACAACUCUCGAUAUUAAUCCAGGUAUUGCUCAGGAAAGUUAAAUUUGCUAAUCUCAUUUGGUGGGUUCUUAGCUGUAUGUAAACUGUGUUGCAAAACGAGGUUUCAUUUUCUUUUUCUUGUUUACGUCUUCUUCUUUUUUUUUGGCAUGAUAUCACCUUAGGAACCUCUGAGAUUCUGUAAUUAAAUUUAGGAAACGUAUCCAGUAUCCAGUAAUGCACCAGAUGAUUAAAAUGAGAUCACAUUCUUUGGGUCUUCAUUUAGAUGUGCUACCAUGAUGUAUGAUUAUCCUUCUGAUAAACUGCAAAGUUUCUUAAUUCUAAUUUCUUAUAGGAA